AUGAUAACAAAAUUGUUUUGCAAUGUUCACGAUUCACGAUUAACCCGAUGUCAAGGUUGUCAGUUUAGAAAAGGUUAGGUUUAUUUGUAUUUCAAAAUAAAUGUUAGGUUAUAGACACCGUAAUUGCAUUUAAUUUAAUAAUUUAAUUUGUACUAUGUAGAGUACAAUACAUAACAUUCAAUUUAAUGUUAUAUUUAAGAAAUAAUUUGCAUAAUUUUUUGUAUUAAUUGCACAGCAAUAAAUUUUAUAAAAAAUACUUUAUAUUGUUUUAUAUUUCAAUGUUCAAAUAUAUAUCACUGAUUUAUUAAAAUGGAUGAUGCAGAAGUAAUAGAGCACUUUUUUGGAGUAUAUUUACUCUAUAGUAUGAAUCCUAAGUAUAAAGGAAGGACAUACAUAGGAUAUACUGUUAAUCCUAAUCGUAGACUUAAACAACACAAUCGUGGUAAAGAUGUUGGUGGUGCUUGGAAAACAAAUAAUAGAGGACCAUGGAAAAUGGUAUUGAUUGUUCAUGGUUUUCCAAAUAGUACAGCGGCACUCAGGUUCGAAUGGGCUUGGCAACAUCCUCAUGUUAGUCGCCGUCUCAAACAUGUACCCCGAAAACGAUCACAACAAAAAGUAUUUGAGUUUUGUCUAAUGAUUUUGUCAGAAAUGUUGAAAGUUGGUCCUUGGUGUGGCUUGCCUUUGACAAUUCGUUGGUUGGAUUAUGAGUUUUUUGAAAACCAUUCUAGUUCUAUCACAGCUCCAAUGCAUAUGCCCAUAUGCUGUGGGAAAAUAAUUUCUCAAAAGAUACAAACAAAAGCACAAAAUGGUGCUAAUAAUGGUUCAGAAAAUUUAGAUUUAGAUAACUGCACUACAUUUUGUUCUGUAUGUGGUUUAUUGGUAAAAGGAAAAGAAUCAGUCCACUGUGUAAAACCCAGUUGUCAGCUAGUAGCGCAUUUAAUUUGUUUAGCAAAUUUGUUUUGCAAGGAUGGCAUGCUUUUACCAGUAGAUGGGACUUGUCCAUCUUGCCAUACUAAUGUUUUGUGGGGUGAUUUAAUUAGGAAAAAAUUUGGUUGUUAUGGGGACUUGAAAGAAGUCAAUGAUGAUGAUGAUCAUGUAUAAUCUCAAUGAUGUAAAAGACGUAAAUUAUUAAUUUUUUUGCUAUAUAAAGUAAUUAUAAAACUAGAAAAUUAUAGUGAUUAUCAAUGGA
Molecule: messenger RNA, 1189 nt
Organism: Megalopta genalis
Lineage: Eukaryota; Metazoa; Arthropoda; Insecta; Hymenoptera; Halictidae
Gene: slx1
Product: structure-specific endonuclease subunit SLX1
Biological process (GO): double-strand break repair via homologous recombination
Cellular component (GO): Slx1-Slx4 complex
Molecular function (GO): 5'-flap endonuclease activity; crossover junction DNA endonuclease activity
Source: RefSeq, a predicted model, not a curated record